GCCACGGCGAGGGAGACAGUGAACACACUGACUGUCUUCCUUAUGCUUCGGGUCAUGGUUUAUUUAACAGGCUUGGGGCUUAGGUUACAAGGCACCAGAGGGGAUUCUGAGUUUAAUCUUAGACAUAAUCAGGAUUUGAAUCAACAAAUAUUUGUUGAGCAGUCAUUUACUAACCGGCAGGACUUCGUUUUCGGUAUGAGGUAGGUAGGUGUACAUGUGCUGAGAGGCGGAGUAGUUACCCAAAUGAGCAAGCAUUUGUUUUUUGAAAUGCAAGGGAAUAGGAAGACCGCGGUGUGACUGGACUUGUUGCCUGCAGGUGGCCAGUUGGCACCGUGUCAGGACUGAACCAGAAAAUCUAAGCGGGACACAGGCACCUGUGUUUGCCUCUCUCUUGGGAGCCCACCUCGCACCUUCCAGAACUAUUUUAAAGUAAGCCCCUCCUUUGGUGGAGGCUGGAACUUCCUUUCAUUUACCUAAAUACAUAGCAACCACGAACUAGAAUCUCAGCCCUGAUGUUCCCUGGGAACUAAGUCGUGCUGACACACACCUGAGAUGACUGAGGAUCAAGAUCACCUCAAGAGCUCUUUGUGAUUAUAAAAUGGUGGCGAGAAAGCUCCGUGGGGGGUGGGUGGCUGAAGAUGUCUGCCCCAUGUUGAGCUGGGCUGAAUUCCAGGCUCGAUCCUAGUGUUGUGCAAUUCCAUAUUGGAGCAUGAGACAAGACCAAGAGAUCAGGAAGACUGACCCCGUCCUUUACUUAAGAUUGAGUGACCUGGACAUGAUUUCCACAAGGGUGAUGGACAUUAAACUUCGGGAGGCUGCUGAAGGCCUUGGGGAAGACAGCACAGGAAAGAAAAAGUCCAAAUUUAAAACAUUUAAGAAGCUGUUUGGGAAGAAGAAGAGAAAGGAAACAGCACCCACAGGAAACAGCGCCUGGAAGCAAAAUCCGGCCAAGAGCGAGGUUAUCACUAUCGAGGAGUCGGGCCCUGUGUAUGACUCUGAAGAUGAACUGGAGGAGUCCAGGGGCACCAUGGGCAGCCGGGCCCUCUCCCACGACAGUAUUUUCUUUCCUGAAUCGGGACAGGACCCUGCUCGGCCUGUGCGGGUGUUCUCCCAAGAAAAUGUGUGUGACCGGAUCAAGGCUUUGCAGUUAAAGAUACAAUGUAAUGUGAAGUUGGGGCCACCGCCUCCAGGAGGCCUUCCUAUCAAGCGGGCAGAGGAAACCGGCAUGAGUUCUGAGGAUGACGGACUGCCCCGGAGUCCACCAGAGAUGUCUCUGCUGCACGACGUGGGUCCAGGCCCAGCUAUAAAGAUCCUGGUGUCCUCAUCCCGGCCGCAGUCUCCCGACCACAUGAGCGAUGCCUCCGUCUCGUCUCGGACCUUGGAUGGCAGCCUGGCACCUGUGGUUGACUUCAGCCACCCUCCUGAAUUCUCCUCCUGCCUGGACAACUCUGCAGCUAAACACAAGCUGCUGGUGAAGCCCCGCAACCAGCGAUCAAGUAAAUUAAGGCGGCUGUCUUCGAGGGCACAGUCUGAAUGCCUGAGUGAUCUGUCAUGGACCUUAGAGGAGGAAGACUAUGAAGAGAAGUCAUUGUUCCAUGUCAGCAUGGAAGAGAGCCCAGAUGUUAGACAGCGGGAUUUGAUGCCAGGCAGAAGGUCCGAGUUUGGAGGACCUGCAACCUUGCUGUCACCUGGAGGGGCCUGUGCCAGGCGUGCUCGCCUACAGCACAGCACGGCAGUCAGUGCCAGCAUGGAGGAGGGAGGCUCUCUUGGAAAUGAACCCUCAAGCCUCCCGGCCACGCCAGAGGUCAGCGAGCCCAUGGCGGUCUCAGUCCCAGGCUUAGAGUCCCUAUCUCUGCUAGAAAGUUCUCCAUACCAUAUUCCUCGUGUUGAAAUCAAGAAGGAAGAGCUGUCCACUGGAGGCCUGUGUCCCCUAGUGGAGAGUACAUCAAAGGAGGCUCCUUGUGGUUCUGGAGAUGUGGAAACCCCACUAUCUACUGAUAUCCCUGAGAGGGAUGUGGUACCUUCCAAGGAGGGCUCUGCCCCUCCAGAGGGAGACCAAGCAUUUCCUGAAGGAGACACAACACUCCCUGGAGGGGAUACUCUACCUCCUGAGGGAAACACAACACCUCCCAAGGGUGUCAUGGCACCUCCUGAGAGAGACAUAUCACCUUCCAAGGACAAUAUGUCACCUCCCAAGAGGAUCAUGGCACCCCCAGAGAGAGACAAGUCACCUUCUGAGGGAGAUGUGGCACCUCCCAAGAGGAUCAUGGCACCCCCAGAGAGAGACAAGUCACCUUCUGAGGGAGAUGUGGCACCUCCCAAGAGGAUCAUGGCACCCCCAGAGAGAGACAAAUCACCUUCUGAGGGAGAUGUGGCACCUCCCAAGAGGAUCAUGGCACCCCCAGAGAGAGACAAGUCACCUUCUGAGGGAGAUGUGACACCUCCCAAGAGGAUCAUGGCACCCCCAGAGAGAGACAAGUCACCUUCUGAGGGAGAUGUGGCACCACCUAAAGGGAUCAUGGCACCCCCAGAGAUAGACAAGUCACCUUCUGAGGGAGAUGUGGCACCACCUAAAGGGAUCAUGGAGCCUCCUGAGAGGGACAUGUUACUUCCAAAGGGAGACAUACCACCUGCUAAGACUAUCACUGAUACCAACUUGGAGACGCCUUCAGAUACAGAGAGACAAGACCAAAGUGUCCAGGAGGAGGAGUUGACCCUGGUGGUACCCAGGCCUGAGAGAGCAACAGGGACAGAAUCUUCCACAAUUCCUGCCCCAAGCCCUCCGGCACCCAAGAGCUGCCUGAAGCACAAAACCUUGGUUCCCAGUGGGUCCGCCGCAGAGUCUCCUCUGAAAGAGCCCAGCCUAUCAGUCCAGGACAAAGCAGCUGUGCCUCCGGCCCGCCACAGGCCAACACAGGCUGCAACCUCAGGAGGUCCAGAGAGGGCAGCCCCGGGAAGAAAGAGCGACCGCAGUGCGGAGCCACAGCGCAGCAGCGUUAAGAGGUUCUCUGUGACCUCGAGCAGGGCACGUGCCCGUGCCAGCAGCUCCCGCCUUCCCGAAUAUUCUGCGCAUGUGCCUGCAGGGGGACGGGCACCCUUGCUGCGGAGUGGCCUUGCCUGGAGGAGUGAGGCAGCACUUGAUGACCUCCAGGUGCCGCCAAAACCACCGGACCGGAAGACAACGGGUGGUGACCCUCAAAACUCAGGGGAUGUGGGGGCCGGCCAGGCAGGACCGGGCAAGAGCCUCCAGGAUGCUGAGUCUUGUGCUGCUACCUUGCAGGAGCCAGCCGCUGGGGAGGACCAGAGCCUCUUCCCAGUCAAGCUGCGCUCCACCUCACUCUCACUCAAAUACAGAGACAGCUCUGCCCAUGAGGCCAAAGCCAUCAAGAGGUACAGCGCCGAAGUCAGGUUGGAGAAAGGUGGCCUGGCUCUGCUCCCCAAGGAUGAACAGAGCCAUGUCGGGGCUGCCCCUGCACUGCGAGGCUCUAGGUCCCCCAAUGGGCAAGGGAAAGGAAAGACCAGGUCUCCUGAGCAGCCCGGUACCAAGCCACCCCUGCCCAGGAAGCCGCUUCUGCAAAGCCUUACUUUGCCGUACCCAGCCGCAGGCCCGGAUACCAGCCCUGGGGAGUCCGAGAGACUCAUACCGGUCAACCAGCCUCCCGAGCCCAGGAAGGAGAAGUCGCCCCAUCAGGGAGCUGAAAAGGGUCAGCCUCCUGCGGCUACAGGUCCUGGGGCUGAUGGGCAACCCACCCCACCCUGGAUAACCAUGGCCCGGCAGAAACGGAGAGGAGCCCCAGACCUGCCAGUCAACCAAGAAGAGAAACCUGGGUCACGGCUCCAGAAGACAGAAACUGGAAAGCAAGCCAAGGUGGCCGAGAGAGUCCAGGAGUCUGUGAAGCAGGGUGACUUCGUCCGAAGCAAAUCUUUCCUGAUGACCCCUGCAAAGCCCCCUGUGACCCAGAGGCAGGGGUCAAAGCUGAGCCUCAAGGAGGGACUGCAGAGAGGAAUCUCGCUGUCCCAUCAGAACUUGGCAGCUCAGGCUGCAGCCACCACAGAGAAGGAACUUCAUCAGCUGAAGAGAGCCAGCUAUGCUAGUUCCGAUCAGCCAUCCUGGAUGGAACUCGCCAGAAAGAAAUCUCAAGCCUGGAGCGACAUGCCCCAAAUCAUAAAAUAGAUUGGCAGCCUGCUGAUGAAGGAUGUCCACUGUAUCGACGAGCCACUUAGUUUUAAACUGCCAAUAAAUCAUGGCAGGCAGACUGUGAAACUUAGGAUUGAUUUUUGUCAACGGGUUGCGAGCAGCUCGGAGAAGAGAGAGGAACCAGGGGGAACAAAGAAGACCAGCAGACAGCCUCAGUGCCGGAGCCAGAGGGGCUGUGGCAAGAAUGUUGCAAAGUCCAGGGGCGCCAUCCAUGGCAAGAAUGUUGCAAAGUCCAGGGGCGCCAUUCCUGAGCUGAGUUGUCAGCCUGAGCCUACGAGUCCCCGGUCUACGCUGCCUCUUGCCAUCAGCCAGUGCCUCUGGCCACCGUCUUGCCGUGGACCACCGUUUUGUGUUUACUAAUAAGCAUGAUGUUUAUGGUAAAGCAGGGAUGCCCUUUUACAAGAGCAGUUACCUAACAAUCCAGUUUCCUGAAGAAACCCACCCCGAGAAGGAGAGGAAGGGACGUGGCAGGGUUUGUCAAUUCAUAGACUGUUUCCAAAAAUAAUUUUUAAACUUUUCCACUAGGCACCUGUGUCCCGAACCAUUGCAAAAUGCAUUGCCUGUUUAAUAAAAAGUUUCAAACACGUUCCUGCUUCCUGGGUUAAUGUUAGUUUUGCUCACAGAGGACAUCUUCCAAGUUGAGGAGAAUACCUUCACACCUCAUUGAGAAAAAAAAAAAACCCUGACUCAGUUGGGAGUUGAGUUUGGGGUGUGUUGGGAAGGGGUUGGUUUGUUUUUAUUGUUCAAAACAAAACAUUGACAUUUGUUUUAGGAAGAAAGAAGAAUUUGUAGAAUUUCUCAUUUGCUCUAUGUAUAACAUUGCAAGAAUAUGAAAUUCCUAAAGACAGUCUGUCCUAGUGACAGAAAUUCCUAGACAGUGCUGUGGUAAACGCUGUAACUAAAAGCAGGUUGGCGAGGAAAGGGUUUAUUUUAGGUGACACAUCCCAGGUCACAGUCCACUCAGGGCAGAAAUUGAAACACAAGCCACGGAGAGAUGCGGCUUACCAGCUUGUUCCUGUGGUGAGCUCAGCCUGCUUUCUUAUACAACAGGGGGCCACCUGCCCAGCCAGGGAUAACACUGCCAGAAGAGAGCUGGGCCCUCUCACAGAGAAUCCCUUAUAGACUUGACGAUGUGCUGGCUAACGGGGCAUUUUUCUCAGUUCAGGUUUCCUUUUCCCAGGUGACCCUGGAAAUAAAAUAAUAGGUAAAUAAAUCUAAGCAGGAUUCCACCCUUCCAGCCUGCAUAGCUCAGUUGACAACUGGUACAGUAGCCAAGAAUGUUGAAUGCAGCAAAAUUGGGCUGGAAGGAAAGUUUGGAAUCUCCAAGUUUCUGCUGCAGUGGCUCCUUACUAGUUGCUUUAAAACAAUCCCAGUUUCUUCCUUCCCACAAGCCAGUUUCUAGGAGUUAAUUCAGCUAGACUCAAAAUCAGUCCAACCUCAUGAUACGUUCUGUUAUAAUCUAAUUUUUACGUGUCCUAAGGGUUGCUACUUUUAGUCUAUUUUUCCAUUCUCAGGAAAAUUCUUUUUCUAGCUGUUAGUACUACCCAAUUUUAUUGCAUCUGCCUCUGUCAAAGGAGUAUGGGACAGUUUCUUUCCACAGACAAAUUGAUUUAUUAAUGACAUUCUCUUAGAGAACAUAAACACAAGAACUCUAAAGCUUUGGCCUGAAUAGUUUUAACUAGAGAAAAUUCAAUCUGUCUGUACUUACCCCAAACCAUCACUUCUCUGGCCAGCAGAGCCUCUCAGAGAAACGCUUUAGAGGCAGUGGUUUCACUACAGGAUCAAAGAGAUGUUCAAUUUUGAUUAAACAGAUAUGACUGUUCUCUGUGUUUCAGAGUGUGUUAGACAGCAGGCUGCAAGUUUUUAGGGCAAUGGGAGAAUUUGGUAGGGUGGUGUCCUAUAACCUCUGCCCUGUGCAUGGAGAUUGGGGUCUGCUAGAAGACCUGGAGGACAGCUAAGCUCGGACAGCCAAGGCUCGGUGACAAUCUAGAAGUCUACAGUGGUAACAACGAUGGGGAAGGCAAGGGAGGAAUCACCAGACUUGAUUCCCCUGAGAAGAAGGAAUGGGCAUUGCUCGGGGUGCGUUGGCCACCUUAGUUACAACCCUCUCUUUCAUCCUUGGGGUGAGUAUUUGUUUCUGUUUCACAGAUGAGGUCAUUGAGGCACAUUGACGCUAAAGCCAUUGAUGGCCUUCAUUUUUAAACCCUACUGUGAAUUGGUGUCUUGUUAGGAUUUUACUGCUGUGAACAGACACCAUGACCAAGGCAACUCUUAUAAAGGACAACAUUUCAUUGGGGCCGGCUUACAGGCUCAGAGGUUCAGUCCAUUAUCAUCAAGGCGGGAACAUGGCAGCAUCCAGGCAGGCAUGGUGCAGGAGGAGCUAAGGGCCGCUAGGAGAAGACUGGCUUCUGGGCAGCUAGGAUGAGGGUCUUAAAGCUCACACCCACAGUAACACACCUAACUCUAACAGGGCCCACACCUACUCCAACAAGGCCACACCCACUCCAACUGGACCACAUCUUCUAAUAGGGCCACUCCCUGGGCCAAGCAUAUUCAAACCAUCACAAGUGACACCCCUGGCUUUGUUUUUCAGAGCUGAGGCCUAACCCCUUGUGCUGCUAGGCACACACCAUACCAUGAAGCUGAAUCCCCAACCCUAUCGUUCCUGCUUUUAAAACACAGUAAGUACAGGAGUGAACCCUGUCCUCAAAGACAUCAUGGGGGCACACUGAAUGUGACCCUGUGAACAAGUGAGUCUUAGGAACUUCAUAUGUGUGUACCAUGCUGUCUCCUUGGUGACCACCUCUGUCCUUCAAUUCCUUUAAAAGAUAAGGGAGUGUGUUGGCUUUUCGUUGCUUUAAUUUUGUCAUUUUAAAAGUCUCAGCAAACACAUGGAAUGUUUCUAACUUAUGUGAAUGUUCCCUAUAAGCACUUCUACAAUGGGGCCCAAGCCCAUGAACACUAACUUUGUGGUGCGCCCAUUUUUAUGGGAAAAGGAUACAAUGAAUAGACAUUAACUAUGCAAAAAUCAGGGCAAUAUUGGGGCGACCAUGAGCCGAAGCCAGAGAGGUUGUCUGUGGCUGAACGGGCCCUUGAGGUUGGGGUAGGGGGUGGCUGAUGAGGUAAUUAAUUAAAUGGCUGAUCCUGGUGGCCCCGGGGAAAGUGGGUUGCGUUUGAUGUGGCUUGAGAAGCAAAGAAUGUAAAUAAGGGUUGGCACCUGGGUUUUUGGCUGGAGUUCUUGGGCACGUGCAGAAACCAUUUAGGGAAGUGGGGCCUGAGAGGGAAACCCGCAGAGAAGAGGGCAUCUUCAAGCGGGAGUUCCCACGGAGCCAGUUGGGACUGUCUGCUCUGAGGGAAGUCAGCCCUGUGACUCAAAAAUACACAAAGAACCCAUGGAGAGGCCAGUGAGAAGAGGCCUGGAUGGCUCGUUUACAGGGCUGGGAAGUUGUUCCUGGAAUCUGACGCCUCCUGUCAACCACUGCCACCAGCCUGGCUUUGUGUGAAUAGCCUGUUAGCGUCACGUCACCGUCACCGUCUUCAUCUCCAGCCCUAAGCUCUCAGGUGACCACAGGCAGCUAAUUCAGGGACUGCAGUCUCACCAGAGCUCCUAGGCCAGGCUGCCUAGCGAGGACGCUGAAACUGUGGAAUAAAUGUUCGUCAUUGUUUUCUGCCAUUGCA
Rattus norvegicus (Norway rat) is the source of this 7876-nucleotide messenger RNA. The record is from RefSeq and is a predicted model, not a curated record. NCBI's taxonomy places the organism in Eukaryota, Metazoa, Chordata, Mammalia, Rodentia, Muridae.